CCCUUCCCAGAUGGAAUAGUCAGGAAAAGAGAAAAUAUCGCUCGUACGACCACCUCCAGAUCCACAAGUUAGUUUACUGGAGAAGAUGUCUGGCGUUGGGAUCGGGAUCGGGUAAGCCUAUGCGAUCGGGGCAAAAUCACCUCAACCCUCCGUCCCGACCAUCGCUUGCGCAUAAGUCGGACUGCCCGAGUACCAAGCUGUAUGAGAAACCAUUAAAUGCCAUGUCUCAAGCACACGGUCUAGAGCCUACCAAAAAGGAAACGACCUUUACACAUCCCCUGCUCUAUGAAACCACCUCGCCAGACGCUUUAGUCGACUUUGAUGGUCAGGAAGACCCGUACCGUCCCGUCAACUGGCCCUUUCGAAAGAAGGCCACGACGACGAUCCUAUACGGAAUGACCACAUGCUGGAUCACCUUCGCGUCAGCCAUCUAUUCAGCGGGCCUGCAGCAGAUUGCGCAUGAGUUCGGUGUCUCCACAGAAGUAUCCACUGCAGGAAUCAGCUUGCUCGUCUUUGGCCUCGGGCUGGGCCCGUUGAUCUGGGCACCGUUGAGCGAGAUCUAUGGGCGGAAAAUAGUGGCUAUCGUGCCUUAUUUCAUCGCCGGAAUAUUUUCGUUUGGGACAGCAACAGCUAAGGACAUCCAGACCCUGCUGAUCACCCGGUUCUUCUCUGGAUUUUUCGGCAGCUCUAGUGUGGCGAUAACGGGCGGUGCGAUGGCGGACAUCUGGAAGCCAGAGCACCGCGGGGUGGCUAUCGUCGUUUAUUCACUCACUCUCGUCGGCGGGCCCUGUCUAGGACCCAUCAUUGGUGGAGCGUUGACCUCCAGCUAUCUUCGUUGGCGCUGGACAGAAUACCUGACGGGUAUCAUGAUGAUGGCUCAGUUUGUGCUGGACUUGUUUCUCCUUGAGGAGAGCUAUGCGCCCGCCUUGUUGGUUCGAAAGGCACGCCAACUGCGGCUGGAAGGCAAUAAUUGGGCCUUGCAUGCGAAGCACGAGGAAUGGGACGUGUCCAUCUCUGAGAUGUCGCAGAAAUAUCUGAUUCGCCCCUUCCAGACCUUGGGCACCCCCAUAGGCCUGCUCAUGUCGUCCUACGGGGCUUUCGUUUACGCGAUCCUCUAUGUCAACCUUGAAAGCUUCGCGAUUGAAUUUCAAGAGAUUCGCGGCUGGGGGCCGGUUACCGGGAGCCUUCCUUUCAUUGCCCUUCUCAUCGGAAUCUGCUUGGCCGCCUUGUUCAACGUUUAUAACAACCAGUAUUAUUUCAAGAAACUGCGUGAGAACAAUGGCAAGCCCGUGCCCGAAGCCAGACUGCCGCCGAUGAUGGUUGGCGGGUUAGUAUUCACUGGAGGCUUAUUUCUCUUCGGAUGGACCUCAUCGCCCACAAUCAACUAUUGGCCGUCGUUAAUCGGCAUCGCAUUCACCGGGUUCGGGUUCACCACCAUUUUUCAAAGCUCGAUGAACUACCUGGUCGACACUUUUCUUCGCUUCAGCGCCAGCGCUAUCGCCGCCACCACUCUGCUGCGAUCCAUCCUGGCAGGGGCCUUCCCGCUUUUCGUGAAGCCAAUGAUUCGCAACAUAGGGGUAGACUGGGGCAUCACAGUGUUUGGCUGCAUUGCUGCAGUCUUGAUUCCAGUGCCGUUUCUUUUCUUUGCGUGGGGACGGAGGAUCCGUGCAAAGAGUCGGUGGAGCAGCCAUUCUGUGUGAUGUAGAUCCUUAAGCCAUCUCUACCUCCCUCGUCUGCUUCUUCUGGUCUGCUAUCUGGUGUAUGUGAUGUAACUCAUCCGCUUCGGUUGACUACCCUGUGAUUUC
Molecule: messenger RNA, 1805 nt
Organism: Aspergillus ibericus CBS 121593
Lineage: Eukaryota; Fungi; Ascomycota; Eurotiomycetes; Eurotiales; Aspergillaceae
Product: MFS transporter
Exons: 6
Coding region: 120-1700 (526 amino acids)
Biological process (GO): transmembrane transport
Molecular function (GO): transmembrane transporter activity
Source: RefSeq, a predicted model, not a curated record